Molecule: messenger RNA, 2017 nt
Organism: Desarmillaria tabescens
Lineage: Eukaryota; Fungi; Basidiomycota; Agaricomycetes; Agaricales; Physalacriaceae
Product: chondroitin AC/alginate lyase
Exons: 7
Coding region: 127-1968 (613 amino acids)
Cellular component (GO): periplasmic space
Molecular function (GO): lyase activity
Source: RefSeq, a predicted model, not a curated record
AGACAUCAAGCCACCACCGAUGACCCUGCCUCUCUACCAGAUACCAUAUUUUAUCCAUCCAAGCAGGCUCUUGGCUAUCCCUCUGUCCUCUUCUACAGCCUAUCUACAACUAUCUACAUUUCUAUAAUGCCUGCUGUUCUAGUCCCUUUCAUUCCUCUGUUCGCCUUCCUCGCGUCCGGGGCUUUAGCUGACCAGAAUGACUGGAUAAAUCCAACAUAUGUCGUCAGCUGGCGAGCGUCGGGGCCCCAUUCGACUACCCGUGACGCAGAAGAUUAUAUAAAACGCGCUGCUCAGCACCGUCUUUUCUCGAUCACUAGCUCUAAAGGCGUGACUGCGCCAAGCAAAGAUCCUCAUGACUAUCUCAGUUGGGCUCCUUACCACUGGCCAAACUGUAACUGGUGUAACGGGAAAGGAAGAACCUACAUAGGCGGUAGUAAGAAUGACACAUCGGACGACGGCGGCGAAGACGAUUGUGACAACGACGGCGACUGUGGCGGCAGUGACGACGACGAUGAACCUGAUGUGGACAGCACGACACAGUCUUCCGAAUCUGUAAACCAGGAUCAUGACAGCGUUUUCUCAUCUCGCAGCCAUAUGCAUCGAAUGGUCCGAAUGCGCCGCAAAGAUUCUCUUUCUCUCGUUUCGCCGACAUCGGCACCUACGUUCACGCGUCGCGAUAUCGCUCAAGCUGCGCUAGACAUGUUACCUACCCUAACACCCAAUCUGGAUCCUCUGCCUGGUACCAAGACCCUCGAUCCUGUCUCUCAGUCAACUAGCGAUGCUGUUGUUGGGUCGCAUACUCCUGCUCAAGCUGCCGCCAAGCAUAGUGCCUCCUCAUCAUGUACGCCGUCUCCGACAACUUCCAUGCCUCCAAGUGCUACCUGGACUACUUGUCCAUAUAUUAUUCGGGAUGGUCAAGUCAACCCUGAUGUUAGAACGCUUCCCGGACCAGGCGCGAUCAACGGCGUUUCUCAAAACUCGAUCAAUAAUGCUCUUGCCUAUGCUUUCACAGGGUCCCCGUCAUACUCGAAGAAUUUCGUAGACGGACUCAAUUAUUUCUAUCUGAACCCGGAAUCUAAAAUGAACCCCAACAUGAACUACGGCCAAGUAGCUCGAGGACCGACUUCUCAGACUGGUACUUUUACAGGUAUCUUAGACGGGAGAGGGCACGUCAAGGUGGUCAAUGCGAUUAUAGUAAUGAAGGAUCUCAAGAACCCUGAUUGGACGCCGGAUCGAGAUCAAGCGAUGAUGAAUUGGAUGUCUGAGUACUUGAAUUGGCUCAAAACUAGUGAUAUUGGGAAGAAGACUGCCAGUCGACCCAAUAAUCACGGUAGCUUCUACUUUUCGCAAGUUGCUGCCAUAGAGGUAUAUCUAGGACGCUCGGAUGACGCCAUCAAGACUCUGCACAGCUACUUCGAUGGACCAUUUAUGGAUCAACUCGCAGCAUCUGGAGAGCAACCCUUCGAAGCCGUACGCACUCGACCAUUCCACUAUCGAUGUUUCAAUAUCGAGGCCAUGAUAACCAACGCCAAAAUCGGGGAUCAGCUUGGGCAAGAUUUCUGGAUCAAGAAAUCAAAACGUGGCGCCACCAUAAAGGAUGCAGUCGACUACACCAUGUCUCUAGACCCCAAGAAAGAAAACCAAAGCCUGUUGGCACCACACGUUGCGACAAUUAUGCUGGUUCACGGUGAUCCUGAUGGCAAAUAUGCGAAAUACUUGAGCAAGGCGGACCCAGACUAUCGUUCUAAAGCGUACUGGUACUAUGAUCAACCGGGAGCACUUACCGGAUCCUCUCAGAAGAAACGAUCGGUCGAAUGGAGGAGGGAGGAUGCAUCUAAUGACAACUCGCCACCUUGUGAACUUGACUAUCCUGCGGUCUUCGAGUAUGUAUCUGCUGUCGAGUUGGAGGUCGAAUACUACGUAACCUGGGAGCAGCUGAAGUUUUUUUAUUGUCCCGUUGCUACAUGAAUAGUGUAUACACUUCAAUUUUCAGUCUCUUUUUUUGUUCAUGUCUCGG